This is a messenger RNA of Myotis daubentonii (Daubenton's bat), 680 nucleotides long. It is a transcript of the gene COMMD1, whose product is annotated as copper metabolism domain containing 1. NCBI's taxonomy places the organism in Eukaryota, Metazoa, Chordata, Mammalia, Chiroptera, Vespertilionidae. Gene Ontology annotation, cellular component: endosome. The transcript is spliced from 3 exons. The record is from RefSeq and is a predicted model, not a curated record. Gene Ontology annotation, biological process: copper ion homeostasis; positive regulation of protein ubiquitination; negative regulation of protein localization to cell surface. Bases 1 to 573 code for a protein of 190 amino acids.
AUGACAAUGGCGGGCGAGCUGGAGAGUUGCAAGGCCCUGAGCGGGCUGCUCAGCGGCCUGGCCCAGAAGGACUUCCACGGGCACCCGGGCGUUACCGAGGAGCUGCUGCGGAGCCAGCUCUACCCCGAGGUGCCCCCCGAGGAGUUCCGGCCUUUUCUGGCGAAGAUGCGGGGGAUUCUUAAGUCUGUUGCAUCUGCGGACAUGGAUUUCAACCAGCUGGAAGCAUUCUUGACUGCUCAAACCAAAAAGCAAGGAGGGAUCACAUCUGAUCAAGCUGCUGUCAUUUCUAAAUUCUGGAAGAGUCAUAAGACAAAGAUCCGAGAGAGCCUGAUGAACCAGAGCCGCUGGGACAGUGGGCUUCGGGGCCUAAGCUGGAGAGUUGAUGGCAAAUCACAGUCCAGGCACUCAGCUCAGAUACACACCCCUGUUGCUAUAAUGGAGCUGGAAAUAGGGAAAAGUGGACAGGAAUCUGAAUUUCUGUGUUUGGAAUUUGAUGAGGCCGAGGUCAACCAAGUUCUGAAGAAGCUCUCAGAGGUAGAAGAAAGUAUCAGCACACUGAUGCAGCCAGCCUAGCUGAAAAUGGACUUGUUGAAGCAAAGGUGUCCAUGAUCUGUUUUUGUUUUUGGUUUUUGUUUUUAAUAUUAUUCACCCAUUAGUAUUAAAUCCUCAUAUUCAAAUUU